CUGGCACUACACAUGCUUCCAUUAGCAUGGUUCAUCCAGAGUUAGAGAGUGAAGAACAUCUUCGGGCGUCAUUGAAACAGGCCAUACUCGAAAGGCACCAUGAAGAGAUUUGUGACAUUUUAUUUGCCCCGGAAAUAAACAAGCAUUACUCUGUUGUUCUAGACAUUUCAGACUUAGUGGAGCAUGGUGCAGAUUCACAAAUUUGGAUAGAAUUGCUACAUUCGCCUCACAUGGUCCUUCCGAUAUUGGACUCUAUUCUUCAAGAGGUGCAGCAAGAACUCAUCGCUAUGAACCAAGAUACUACCAAUAUGCGAUACGGCAAUGAUGGUGAAGGAAGGAGAAGAAUGCCGAUGUACUUGAAGCCAAAAUGCUCUGCAAGAGUCAUGGUGGUGCCCGGAGAUGAAUACAGAAGAGCAACAAUUCCAAAUUCUACAGACAUUGGAAAAUUCCUUUCAAUAUCUGCAACAGUAACUAGAACUUCAGAUCCCAGAAUGCUAGAAAACUCAAAGAAAUAUUUAUGUGGGACUUGCAAACAAGAAUUUGCAGUGCUGGCUGAUGUGGAACAAUAUAAUCAAGUUCCGCAGCCUACAAAGUGUUUAGCGACGAACAAUGUGCGGCCAUGUCAAGGUCGCAGAUUCCAGCUUAUUGAGAGACCACCAGGUAAAACGCCAGAAGACUGCCGAGACUACCAAGAGAUCAAGAUCCAAGAACAAACCAAUAAGCUGACUAUGGGCACCAUUCCGAGAUCUUUAGCAGUAAUUCUUCAUGAUGACCUUGUUGACUAUGCGAAAUCAGGGGAUGAUGUGACAAUCACAGGUACUGUUAUUAGACGAUGGAAACCUCCAACAUAUCGAGAGCGUUGCGAUAUAGAGUUGGCGCUACUUGCGAACCAUGUGUUUAUUCAUAACGAACAACGUAUUGGCGUCGGGAUCACGGAAGAACAACGCAUUGAAUUCGAGCAAUUUUGGGAUCGAGCUCGAUCUUCAGAAGUUGACAGAUCGUUUACAGCACGUAAUACCAUUCUAAGUCAGAUCUGUCCUAAAAUGUAUGGACUUUAUGUAGUGAAACUGGCUGUUAUGUUGAUAUUGACGGGUGGAGUGCAGAAAAUUGACAAAUCUGGCCUUAAAGUACGGGGUGAGCCUCACUUGUUGCUCGUGGGUGAUCCAGGGACAGGAAAAUCUCAGUUUUUGAAGUACGCCGCCGAGUUAAGCCCACGCUCAGUACUUACAACAGGCAUUGGAAGCAGUAGCGCAGGACUGACGGUCACGGCACUUAAGGAUGGAAAUGAAUGGCAGCUAGAAGCUGGUGCACUGGUUUUAGCAGACCGAGGACUGUGUUGUAUUGAUGAGUUUGGAGGGAUGCGGGAGCAUGACAAGACAGCGAUUCAUGAAGCAAUGGAACAGCAAUCCAUAUCGAUCGCAAAAGCUGGGAUUGUUUGCAAACUAAACACCCGAUGCUCUGUGAUUGCAGCUACGAAUCCAAAGGGUAAAUAUGACCCAGAGCAGUCUGUAUCAAUCAAUAUUGCACUAGCCAGUCCACUUUUGAGUCGAUUUGAUAUCGUUUUGGUACUAGUGGACACAGACGACAGUCAUUGGGAUCAAAAGAUUUCGUCCUAUAUUUUGGAUACACGGAUGAGAAUGGAUGGUAUGAACCCCAAACAACCACUUUCGAGAAAGGAAGUUGUUCGAAGGCGAAAGAGACUGAGGAGAUAUGCGAUGCAGCGCGAAGCAGAAGCGAACGGUGAAAGGCCAAUGCCAAUUAAUGAUGAGAGCGAUGAGCAAGAUGCUAAUGAUGAAGAUGAAGAGGAAAAGCUGGAAGAUCAAGUCAAGGAAGAACCAUGGUCGCUCGAGAAGCUCAAGGCAUAUCUCAUCUGGAUAAAAUCGACUUUUGAGCCCAAGCUUACACCGCCUGCUGAACAGGUUUUGAUCGCAUACUACCAGCUACAGCGGAAAGCAGAUAUUAGGAAUGCCGCCAGAACAACUCUUCGUCUGCUGGAGUCACUGAUCCGACUAAGCCAGGCACAUGCGCGGCUUAUGGCAAGAAAUUAUGUCACAGUCCAGGAUGCGGUUGCGAUCGUAUCAUUAAUCGAAAUCACAGCACAGGGUGGCGCUGCCAUGCUCGGUAAUAUUAACCCACUUCAUGCAAGUUUCCCAAAAAAUGCUGAGGAAGAAUAUCGACAGCAGGAACAAAUCAUGCUGCAUCGUCUAGGAUUGUUACAUUUAGCCUCGCAGCAAGCAUCCUCUAAUACAAGUAGACGAUCAACAGAUACAGAAGACGAAAUACCAACCAACCCCAAUAUACCUCCUCUACUGCGGCGCCACCAAUUACCUUCAAAGCGGAAACACGCUUCCUCUCGGAGAGAACUUGAUGAAGAUAUAGUCCUUGAUGACCAAGCUGAGGAGGAUAUGUUAAUGCGACAUCGUAAUCAAGACCACGAGGGAGAGGAACGGCUAAAUAGUACUAUGGUAAAAGAAGAAGAGGAUGAUGAAGAAGAAUUGAUUAAUAGACGCUCUAUUCGACGUCGGAUUGCUAAAGAGCGGACAUUGCAUAAUGCUAAUGAUAACAAUGAUCGGAAAGAAAGGACACUUCGUGAACGGAAGAAAAGAUAUUCGAAACAAGUAGAUAAUGAAGAGGAGGAUGAGGAUGAGGAUGAGGACGAACCAGAAGAAGAAGGAAGAUUUCCUUAUGGCCGGAAGUUUACUCAAGGAUCCUUAGAAAUGUAGAGC
This is a messenger RNA of Lobosporangium transversale, 2726 nucleotides long. RefSeq names its product MCM2/3/5 family-domain-containing protein. Gene Ontology annotation, molecular function: ATP binding; single-stranded DNA helicase activity; single-stranded DNA binding. Bases 27 to 2723 code for a protein of 898 amino acids. Lineage: Eukaryota; Fungi; Mortierellomycota; Mortierellomycetes; Mortierellales; Mortierellaceae. Gene Ontology annotation, cellular component: MCM complex; nucleus. Gene Ontology annotation, biological process: double-strand break repair via homologous recombination. The transcript is spliced from 6 exons. The record is from RefSeq and is a predicted model, not a curated record.